This is a messenger RNA of Linum trigynum, 1133 nucleotides long. The record is from the annotation of a GenBank genome assembly. Lineage: Eukaryota; Viridiplantae; Streptophyta; Magnoliopsida; Malpighiales; Linaceae.
CUUGCUCUCCAAAAUGCAAAGAUGCUUUUCCUCUGUUUAUUUGGAAUAACAUGCAGCCUGCAGUUAAUCAUCAUACAUAUGUGUAUAUAAGCUUACAAGAUAAACGUCCGGAAAGAAACAAAACCCUAAAAGAAAUAGCUAGAAAAGUAAUCAACCCAACCAUUUCAACGAUUCCUUCAAUGCUGCUAAUUCAUCGUUAUCUCCCGCACCAAGCUUGACCACUUCUAGGUGGUGUGCAACGGUUUCGGUUCGGACUUGACCAAACUAAAGAAAACUGUGGUCCAUUAGUAAAAGACAUCUUAGAACCAAGUAUCGGAUCUAUCAUUGCGGUUGGUAUGUUUGGUCCGGUUCGAUUUAUCAUUUCUUCGGUGAUUAUAAUUCAUGUGGAACAAGGACCAAACCGCAUUAUAUUCGUUCCGAUGUAAUCCAAUCCAAAUUUCGGUUUGAUGCUGUCUGGUCUUGGAACAGACCAUUGCACACCCCUAACCACUUCCCGUCUUCCUCCUUAUAAAUACCAACCUCCGUACCGACUCUGCUUCCCAUCAUCUCCUUCACCAAUUAAAUGGCGGAUCCAAAGCAAGGAGGAACCGUGGCAAAAGGGCACGAAGAAGCCAUGAAGAUGGCUGUGUCCCUGCUGAAGGAGUUCGGGCUGCCGGAAGGGCUGCUGCCGCUUGAUGACGUGGCGGAGGCCGGGUUCGUGAAGGAGACGGGCUUCUUCUGGAUCGUGCAGAGGAAGGCGACGAAGCACCGGUUCGAGUUGGUUGGCAAGCAGGUGAGCUACGACGUUGAGGUCAGUGCGUACAUGGAGAAGAACAAGGUGAGGAAGAUGAAGGGCGUCAAGGCCAAGGAGCUCAUGGCGCUGUGGCCUCCCGUCGUCGAGAUCGUCGUCGACGAUCCCCCGACGGGGAAGGUUCGGUUCAGGAGCCUUGGCGGCGUUGCCAAGGCUUUCCCCGUCCAGGCUUUCGCCGCCGGACAGUAGUACUACUGGAAUCACUUUUUCGUUUGUUAUUUAUUCCCACACGAGAUUGAAAACAUAUUUAGUUAUGUUUUUAUUCGAUGUUACUCCAACAAAAAGAGUUGACAACACAACAUAUUUUAGCUUGAAAACAGUGAAAUGAAAUUUAAGUAACUUA